Funneliformis geosporum is the source of this 204-nucleotide messenger RNA. NCBI's taxonomy places the organism in Eukaryota, Fungi, Glomeromycota, Glomeromycetes, Glomerales, Glomeraceae. The record is from the annotation of a GenBank genome assembly.
AUGGCUUUGGCUGCUUCCGCUGUAGCUUCAUUUGAAUGGACAGUUGACGCUGCAAGAGAAUUAAUUCGAUUAAGAUACGAUAAUCAUGACGAUUUUGAAGGGUUCACUGCUUCUCCCUCUCAAUGUCGAAGAAAAUGGUACUCAUUAAAAUAUGGGUACAAUAAUCUCAAGAGGUUGGAUACUAUAGAGAAUCCUCACGACUAA